Corticium candelabrum is the source of this 2060-nucleotide messenger RNA. RefSeq lists its product as uncharacterized. Lineage: Eukaryota; Metazoa; Porifera; Homoscleromorpha; Homosclerophorida; Plakinidae. The transcript has a single exon. The record is from RefSeq and is a predicted model, not a curated record. The coding region runs from base 51 to 1850 and encodes 599 amino acids.
GCAUCAGAGCUCUGGUCACUCGACAACUGCACUUUCUGUAUCUAGAAUUAAUGUCUCUCACGGUUUAUUUACCAGUCGUUUUUCUUGUAGCACUAGUGCCAUCCAGCGCUGCCACUUGCACUACUAGCAGUUUGCCACCGCACGGUGGACUCAGAUUCAUUGGAACUGGAUACAACUUACUGGAUGGCAACCCACAAGGUGUGCACAGUCUGGGCGGCAUUGACCCAGGAUUUCGAGACACAUAUCGUGUUCUUCAACUAACUUAUGAUCAACAGAAGAUAUCACGAGACAGGCAGCACUCUGUAGCAGAUCAAGUUAACACCAACGAACGGUUGAGCUGCAGUUCUUCUCACGAAAGAAGAGCGUACACGGGAGUGAAAGGUUAUCAAAGCGAUUUAUCGCGUUCUGUCGACGCGAGCGCAUCGGCAUCAUUUGCAGGUCUGGUCAAAUUCUCAUUUACUGAGAGUUACGGGUACAAAAGCAUGUUACGAGAGUCUCAGAGUGAAAGAAAAGUGUACAUGGAAAAAUCACGAAUUUGCAAUCUUGGUAGUGUACGGUAUCAAACUGAACUCGCUCAAUGCCCGAUCUCGACUGCCUCCCGGACUUCCCAGUCAGUAGAGAGAGAAAUGAGUACACCCAAAUUUCAACUAUCUCCAGAAUUCGAAGCUGCAGUUCACGCGUUGCCCAUAGCCUCAGCAACCACUAGUACUGCCUCCGACGCAUCAUACUUCUCUUUCUUGGACACUUGGGGUACUCACGUUAUCACAGAAAUCGUUCUGGGAAGCAAGUACACUGAACAGUAUGAGAUGACAAGUGACAAAGCAUUUAAAUACUCGUUAGAGCAUGAUGCUAUGGGAAUUACAACAUCUGCAUCUGUUCUAUCAGCACACGGGUCUGUAUCACUAGAUAUCAACAGUUUGGUUCAAAGCGAAUCAUUUGUGUCUACAUUUACAUCAUCUAAAAAGGUGAUCCACACUGGAAGCAGCGUCUAUUGGGACACAACGAGCAACAAGUGGAUCAUUCCAACUCCAAUUAGACACGAACCCAUCAAAAUCACAUUAACUCCAAUCACCGAGUUUCUGUCAUGUCGCUACACUGUAGAUUCACGAGUGCUUGCCCAUAAGAGUGCACUUGCCCGUGCUCUCACCGCUUAUCCGUCCUAUAAAAACUCUCAAGCACCACCUGAUGACUCCUUGUUGACUCUCCCUGUUGCUUGGCCUAGAGGCACAUAUGGGUUGGUCAGACCCACUAGUGGUUGCCCAGAAGGCACUAAUUCAAGAUGGGAAUUUGGUUGGAGAAAACACGACACAGAAGAUGGUGACUCGAGCAAUGAGUGGAGUAGUUCAUACAGCUUAUCUGGUUGGAAAGCAAAAAAUGAUAUGCAAUGGGAGUUCUGUAUAAAAGUGUCAAAUGGUGAAAACAAAGUCAAUUAUCAGUGGCCUAAAGGCACGUACUGCAUUCUUAAAAAGGACUUUUGUCCAGACAACUUUGAUGGCAGUGAGAUUUACUGGGAUGAUGAAGACAGUGGAAAUGCCAAUCAACUAGGAGGCACUCUACCAGAUGGAACCUAUGAUCGCAACACAAGAAUGCACUUCUGCUGCAGACAAGAUGGAAGUACUGCAAAACGGAUCAUUUUACCGACUAAGAAACCAUUCAUUCUGGUGGCAGCUACUCAUAAUUGUCAAAAGGUCUAUAAAAUGCAUGUAUCACAUCAGUACUUUAAAUGGGACAAUGAAGACUCCCGCAAUAAGGACAGUACUAGUCACCAUGGAUCAUUUCCACAUGAAGAUGGAGGUACUAAGAAUCACAAAUUGCACUUUUGCUACUACUACAAGUACAACGCUAAAUGACUGAUUUCUGAAUCAACGCUUUCAAAAAAAGCGGAACUGCAACUUUCCUGCAAGGUUUCUCAUUGUUUAAUUGUUCGACUACUUAUAUAGUGAUUACUGAACUGUUUCUUGCUGACUAGCUGUGUCAUUGUUGCUUCUUGCUUCUUGCUUGCUGAUUUCUUAAUUGUCAGUAUCAUAAUUGCAGUUACAAAACAAUGUUGUGAGAUUGAA